This is a messenger RNA of Seriola aureovittata, 3045 nucleotides long. It is a transcript of the gene scarb2c, whose product is annotated as scavenger receptor class B, member 2c. The coding region runs from base 118 to 1563 and encodes 481 amino acids. Gene Ontology annotation, cellular component: membrane; cytoplasm; lysosome. Gene Ontology annotation, molecular function: scavenger receptor activity. Gene Ontology annotation, biological process: protein targeting to lysosome; receptor-mediated endocytosis. NCBI's taxonomy places the organism in Eukaryota, Metazoa, Chordata, Actinopteri, Carangiformes, Carangidae. The record is from RefSeq and is a predicted model, not a curated record. The transcript is spliced from 12 exons.
UGCACAGUCGAGCAAGUUCCUGGGAAAUCAAAACAAACACAGCAGACACACUGUAGCUAAUGUCAGUGAAAGCUUACUGAAAGCUGUAUCUGUUAGCGAUCAGCCUGCUGUCUCAUCAUGCUACUGAAAUCAUGCUGCAUUUACAGCGUAGGAGUUUUAUCUUUGCUAUUCUUGAUCACGGGCAUUUCUUUGGUCUUGAAUAACGUAUUUCCACAUUUAUUGCAGUCGGUAGUUAAAAAGGAAGUAGUUUUGAAGAAUGGCACAGAGGCAUUUGAGGCCUGGGAGAAUCCACCAGCACCCAUCUACAUGCAGUUUUACUUCUUUAACCUGACCAAUCCCCUAGAGGUGCUGGAUGGGGAAAGGCCUGCUGUGGUGGAGAUUGGACCAUACACGUACAGGGAGUACCGGCCUAUGGAGCAAGUGAACUUCCAGGAUAAUGGCACUAAAGUAACAGCUGUCAAUACUAAAACCUACUUAUUCCAGCGUAACAUGUCUCGAGGUCCAGAGAGUGACCUCAUCAGGACAGUCAACGUCCCUGCCUUGACGGUAAUGGAGAGAUUCAAGGACGAGCCUUUCUUUGACAGUCUGAUCUCCUCCUACAUGAAGUCCACUGACGAAGGCCUGUUCACCACCCGCACAGUGGGGGAGCUGCUGUGGGGAUAUGAAGAUGCCCUGCUCAGAGCCAUCCAAACUGUAAAACCUGAUCUGGAUGAUGUAUUCGGACUCUUCUAUAAGACCAAUGCUUCCAACGACGGUGAAUAUAUGUUCUUCACUGGCCAGCAAAACUACAAGGACUUUGCUAGAGUUGAUACAUGGAACGGUGAAAGCUCGCUGAAUUGGUGGACAUCUGAUGAGUGCAACAUGAUUAAUGGAACCAACGGAGCAUCUUUCCAUCCGGUCAUCACCAAGACCGAGAAGCUCUACAUGUUCUCCUCUGACCUGUGCAGGUCUCUGUACGCUUUGUAUGAGGAGGAUGUGACAGUGAAAGGGAUCCAUGGGUAUCGCUUCGCUCCCCCCAGUGAGGUGUUUGCCAAUAUGACCGUGAAUCCAGCAAACGCAGGCUUCUGUGUCCCUGCUGGAAAUUGCCUGGGCUCUGGUGUGUUGAAUGUCAGCGGAUGUAAACAAGGAGCUCCCAUCAUCAUGUCUUCACCACACUUCUACCAGGCAGAUGAGAAAUUUGUUGAGGAUAUAUUUGGUAUGAAGCCUAACAAGGAAGAGCAUGAGACUACCAUUGAUAUCGAUCCGCUAACGGGAAUCAUUCUGCAAGCAGCAAAGCGGAUCCAGGUCAACGUGUAUGUGGAAAAAAUUCCCAGCUUCAGUCAAACAGGAAACGUGAGGACAAUGGUCUUGCCUGUGGUUUACCUAAAUGAGAGCGUUGUCAUUGACGACGAGUCAGUCAUGAAGCUGAAGGUGAUUGCUGUCGAGCAGAAUGUUGUGGUCAACAUUCCGUUCAUGCUGAUUGGCGCAGGCAUCAUUCUGGGAGGAAUCUUCAUGUUCCUGAUGUGUCGACAAAAGAUUCCUGAGAGCACUGCUGCUGAACGACAGCCCCUGCUCUCAUCAUAGCACCAAACAGGAUUUGAAAAGAAGACGAUUGUCACGUUUGCAGUAUAACUCAACAUCUCAUGGGUUCAGUAACAGUUUCACCCCUAAGUAACAGUUUCAAAGUGUCCAUUGUUAACAAGAAUUACUCCUUUUAAUCUGUUUUUAAGUCUGUUGGUUUAAGAAGGUGAAAGGAAAGAAGGAAGUGAAGUGUUUUUUUCUUUCUUACAGGGAUGGGACUAAUGUCUUCCUCUCAUUUCAGUUGUAAUGAUGCUGAAAUCCCCUUUUUUUUUCUUUUUUUUUUUCAAAUCUUUAAUUGACUUUAUUUUUCUUUUUAAUUCUCAAUAUGUGGCUUAGAACCUGAGCAGAAUAAUUGAACUCUCCUUCAAAAUCUGAUUUAGAUCCUCUAGAGAGACGGGUCAGAACAAAUCCAGAAAUUAAAGGAUUUACAGUGGUUUGGUGAGACUGUUGAGGCGGCACGAAUAAGAAACGCUAAAGAAAUGUCCUCUUGUUCCUCUUUCACAUAAUUUUUAUUUCUAGACAUAAACCAAGUGAACAAAGUCAAGCUCUGCAAAAUAGCUGGCAGAUCUUUUUAUCGCUAUUGUGAUGACUAUUAUUUCCGUAGCCUAAAAUUUGCUGCUCUCAGAAAAUGGUUCUCAUGUUGUUUCGAUAUCGUCAUUUUCAGUCAUGCCCUGUCCUCCUUUUCAUUUAGACUUAUCACUCAGUCUCCUGAGGUGUCUGAAGCUCUGAAUCUAUCGUGAAUCAGAUCAGCUUCAUUUCAAAACCAUGUACCCUGCUCUAGCUUUCGGUGGAAACACAGUAAUCUACAGUACACAUGUAUAUAGUAUGAUGUGGAAUAACAGCCAAAUAGUAUUACUUCAACAGUGGCAAUAUAAAGGGAAGGUUGUUUUUUUUGCCAGGUGUGGAUGUUUUGUUUCAAUAUGCGCUACUUUCUUUCCCCUAAUUCCAAUAUGUCGGCAUGAAUGUGUGAUUUUUAAUUUCUACAGAUAUUAUGUUAAAAUCAGUGUAUACAGAGACACUACUGAUAAACUUUUUUUGCAAAUAUUAAAUAAUGUAUACCUUUUUAACCUCUAUGAUUUUUACUUUUAAAUUCUGCAUUUCUGAAUGUUAUUAGAUUAAUGGAACUUUAUUUAAAGUUUGCAGAAACAUACAGUGUUUUUUUGUUUUGGGCUACAGCUGUUUGGAUAGCUCACUCCUAAAACCUAAUGGCUUUUCUGUCCAGAACUAUACAGAAUGUUAUUAAAAUGUGUCCGUUUUAACCAAUGUUUCAAACACAUCACUGACAAGCUGUCUACCAUUAAUGUAGUUGUGGAGGUUUUUUUAUAUGUUAUCUUAUAUAUAAGAUAAUAUUGUGUGCACCACUGCUACUGCAUAGUAAAAUCAAUACAUAAUCACUGUUUACAUAUAAUGGUUCACGUAUCCAACAAUUUGCACAUUGUCUUGUCAUUUGCUACAACCUCAAUAAACUCUGUGUGCUUCAUGUUC